AUGGCGACCGUAGACAAGCGUAGCAGAAAAACCGCGAUUGCGGCCGCCGACGCCGACCUCCUCGCGUCUCUCGGGUACAAGCAAGAAUUCAAACGAGCAUUCACCGGGCUGGAGACGUUCGGUAUUGCCUUCAGUAUAAUUGGCUUGCUUCCAUCCAUAGCGUCUGUCCUCGUGGACUCUAUUCCCAAUGGAGGGCCUUCUGCCAUGGUCUGGGGCUGGCUUGUGGCAAGCAUCUUCAUCCUCUUUGUCGGCAUGUCAAUGGCAGAGCUGGCGUCAGCCGCCCCUACAUCUGGAGGGCUCUAUUUUUGGACGCAUUCGCUCUCCUCUCCUCGCUGGAAGAAUCUCCUAGCCUGGAUCGUUGGAUGCACAGAUGCGAACACCAUUGGUUCAAUUGCGUCGGUCGCGUCCAUAGACUGGGGGUGCGCAGUGCAAAUCACCGCUGCCGCGAGUAUCGGCUCCAACCAGGCGUUUUCGGCAACAAACGCGCAAACAUUUGGAGUCUACUGCGCCGUGGUGAUCACCCAUGCCCUGAUCUGCUGCUUUGGAACCGAAAUCCUGGCUCGGCUGCAAACGGUUUACGUCGUGCUCAACAUGAUACUGUGUCUUGCAGUAAUCAUUGCUCUCCCCGCGGCAACUCCUAAGGAGUUCCGGAACACUGCCUCUUACGCCCUGGGCAACUUCACGAACACAAGUGGGUGGCCCGAUGGCUACGCGUUCAUUCUGAGCUUCCUGUCGCCUUUGUGGACGAUUUGCUCGUUUGAUUCCAGCGUGCACAUCAGCGAAGAAGCGUCGAACGCUGCGACUGCAGUCCCGUGGGCGAUUGUGUACGCCAUCGGCAUUGCUGGAGUGCUCGGAUGGGCAAUCAACGUCGCGCUGGCGUUCUGCAUGGGCACCGACCUCGACAGCAUCCUCAACAGCCCGAUCGGCCAGCCUAUGGCCACCAUCUUCUUCAACAGCUUCGGCCAGAAGGGCACGCUGGCGCUCUGGGCUGUUGUCGUCAUCGUACAGUACAUGAUGGGAUCGAGUAUGGUUCUCGCAGCUUCCCGCCAGUCCUUCGCAUUCUCGAGGGAUGGCGCACUUCCCUUCUCAAAGUACCUUUACCGGAUGAACCGCUUCACUGGAACUCCUGUGAACACUGUCUGGUUCACCGCGAUAUGCUCCAUCCUGCUCGGUCUUCUCGUUUUCGCCGGAGAUGCUGCAAUCAAUGCUGUUUUCGCGAUCUCUGUCACUGGGCUCUACAUUGCUUACGCGAUCCCCAUUGCUGCACGCUUCUUGGGGACUAACGAUUUCGAACCGGGACCCUUCAAUCUCGGCGUGUGGAGUAUGCCUGUGGCCAUCAUCUCUGUUCUGUGGAUGGCAUUCAUGGGCACGGUGUUCCUCUUCCCGGGAUCGCCUCAGACCGACGUUGCGGACAUGAACUACACAGUGGUUGUCCUGGGCGGCGUUCUUGUCCUCUCCCUGGUGUGGUACUACUUCCCGGUGUAUGGUGGCGUGCACUGGUUCACGGGACCUGUGCCGACGAUCGAGAAGACCUCCGCAGCCGAAUCCGAGCGUGCGUCGACCUCUGACUCGCUGGAGAAGAAGAGCGAAGGAGUCAGGGUCGGCGAGCUGGCUGCUUGA
This is a messenger RNA of Epithele typhae, 1620 nucleotides long. Its product is annotated as APC amino acid permease. Gene Ontology annotation, biological process: amino acid transport; transmembrane transport. The record is from RefSeq and is a predicted model, not a curated record. The transcript is spliced from 15 exons. Gene Ontology annotation, cellular component: membrane. NCBI's taxonomy places the organism in Eukaryota, Fungi, Basidiomycota, Agaricomycetes, Polyporales, Epitheliaceae. Gene Ontology annotation, molecular function: transmembrane transporter activity. Bases 1 to 1620 code for a protein of 539 amino acids.